AUGCAAUUCCAGCAUUGGAUUGAUAUCUGCGCUUUGACGACACCGCUUGACAGCUAUUCCAUGAUACGAGAAAUGCCAGUUGUUGCUGAGUUCCUCGGGUUUAGGUCUCAGGAAGACGAAUUCCUCAGGGCCGGUAGUACAGUCACGAGCGAACGAUCGAAAGUAGCAGUCAAAGAAGAGCUCCUCAUUCUUAGCAGGGAUAGACGCGAGAUAAUUGUCUUCAAAGAGUUCCUGCUGGCUCAGCUAGACGCCUGGGCUUUGGCUGUCCUCUUGUUGUUGCUCUUCAUCUGCGCUAUAAUCUGUGCUAAGAAAGAGUCGGUAAGAGCUCUAAAGGAGUAG
Molecule: messenger RNA, 339 nt
Organism: Striga asiatica
Lineage: Eukaryota; Viridiplantae; Streptophyta; Magnoliopsida; Lamiales; Orobanchaceae
Source: the annotation of a GenBank genome assembly